Rhagoletis zephyria (snowberry fruit fly) is the source of this 1875-nucleotide messenger RNA. RefSeq names its product 8-oxo-dGDP phosphatase NUDT18-like. Gene Ontology annotation, molecular function: 8-oxo-dGDP phosphatase activity; 8-oxo-GDP phosphatase activity. NCBI's taxonomy places the organism in Eukaryota, Metazoa, Arthropoda, Insecta, Diptera, Tephritidae. The record is from RefSeq and is a predicted model, not a curated record.
GCGAAACUACAACGACCAACAUUAAAGUGUGAGGGAUCGCUACAAAAUGCCUCAGACCAAUUCCCACAAUGCCGCAGAUGCCAUCGAACAAAAGUUACUCGGCAUACUCGCGGCACAGGAUCUAGGCGAUAUAACACAAGAACUAUGCGAUUUCUCCCUCGAGGAACAAAAUGCAACAGCCGAGGCUCAGGGCAUACAACCAAGCGCUGCGGCAGACUACAUACCCGUGCUGGGCAAAUCCGUGACCUAUAUUGUAGCCUGUGUGUUGUUUAAUGAGCGCGAUGAGGUACUCAUGAUGCAGGAGGCUAAGCAAUCUUGUGCUGGUAAAUGGUAUCUCCCAGCUGGACGCAUGGAGAAAGGUGAAACCAUUUGUGAGGCAGCUGUGCGUGAGGUGUACGAGGAGACUGGCCUUAAUGUGGAACUCACCACACUUUUGGCCAUUGAGGUUGCGGGUGGUUCUUGGUUUCGUUUCGUGCUCACUGGCCGCGUAACUGGUGGCAUACUGAAAACACCCGCACAAGCGGACAAUGAAUCAUUGCAAGCUAAAUGGAUUUCCAGGCUCUCCGAAUUGCCGCUGCGCGCCAAUGACAUUCUUAAUCUAAUUGAUAUUGGACGCUCCUACAAAGAGCGCGCUUCGGCACCACAGGCGCUAAUGCACCAUCCAGACGUUUUACCAACCAAAUACUCACACCACAAGAACUACUUGCGCGUAGUGGCAGUCAUACGCAAACGCGCCACCAAUUCAUUGAAUGUACUCGUUAGUGAAAAGAAUGUGCACCACUUCCCCACCGUCGAGGUGCAUCCACAGCGCAGUCUUCACUCGACGCUACGCAAAUUUAUGAUCGAACUAUUUGGCGCGGAAUUGCCGCAACAUCGACCGCACGGCAUACUAAGUGUAGAGCACUGUCCGUCACCGAUGCCAUACACCAGCGAUGGCAUCUGUUUAAAUGUGUUGGUUGUUUUCCGACCGCCAUUGGAAGAGGUGGCGCUCAUUGGUAAAUGCACGUGGCACGAGCUAGGAAGACCGCUCGAGGAAAAAUUGGCGCGUAUACUCUCUAAUAAAUAUUCCACGAUACCACUAAAUGUUAUACGUUAGAUAUGGGGUAGUGCUAGAAGUGGUUAGGGUGGUGGUAUGAAGCAGUAUGAAGAAAAGAACCAAUAAGUAAUAGAAUAACUUAUACUAUAUGCGUGUUUACUAUGUUUGUAUGUACGUUUUACUCAGGCGUACAAACUCACAAAUCAUACAUUUAAAUCGAGCAUUCAAAAGCGCAAGCUGCCGUGACUGCGGGGUCGCGCGAUUAUACAUAGACUAUGUUUAUGCUUCUUUUCUACGGGGUUAUAAACCACUCGGGUCAAUUCAACCCACAUGCGUAAACAUUUUUUUUAUCGAGUUAGCAUGUAUACACGGGUAGAAUAUGUACACACAUUGUUUCUACACCGGUAGAAAUCUGAACACGGGGUUGAAAUUUGUACAUAAAAAAUUUUAGAAGUGUUAGCCAGGGUUGCAUUGGGUUUUAUAACUCGAGUUGAAAAUUUACUGUUUAUGCUUGUUGGCUCUACCCGAGUUGAAUAUAACCGAGCAGUAAAGAAUCAUAAACAUAGUAGUAUCUAGAUAAUAGGUUUGUUCCACAAGCUACUCGGAAGUUACUUCGAGUUACACAUACGCGUUCCACAAGCAAGUUUUAGAGUUUCUUUGAUAUACGCUCGCAGUUUGAACUUUGUUCAGGUUUUUCUACAAGUAGCCUGUGGAACAAACCUAAUAUCAUAAGUAUAUAGAGAGAGAGAGACAUCAUGAUAAGGUCACCCACGUACUGAUAAUUUUUGUCUACUUAAUUUUUUCAGAUUAAUUUUAAUAAUUAUUUAUAAAAAUAUAAU